AUGGGGAGAUUGAGCCCGGAGAAAUUUGACUUGGGGUGUGAGUUGCUUAUUUCGACUCCUUCCUCGAAUCAGGUGGCUACCAGUUCAGUCCGCGUUGGGUGUUCAAUGUUGUCUAACAAUCACAUCAUAAUUGAUUAUGGACGGCGCAGUUUGGUAUUCCCAAAACAUGAAGGGUUGGAGUUGAUCUCAACUCGAGAGGUUGUGAAAGCGCUGCAAGAAGGAGCCACGUGUUUUAUGGUGAUGGCUAAACCAGAAAAGAAGGGUGCAACGGAGAUGAUUCAGAAUAUUCAUGUUGUUAAUGAGUACACAUAUGUGUUUCCGGAUGAAGUACCAAGAUUGCCACCGGGUCGGGAUGUUGACUUCACCAUUGACUUAAUUCCUGGUGCGGGUCCUGUGUCCAUGACUCCAUAUCGAAUGGCACCUGCAGAAUUGGCAGAACUCUAG
Vigna unguiculata (cowpea) is the source of this 444-nucleotide messenger RNA. NCBI's taxonomy places the organism in Eukaryota, Viridiplantae, Streptophyta, Magnoliopsida, Fabales, Fabaceae. The record is from RefSeq and is a predicted model, not a curated record.